Molecule: messenger RNA, 639 nt
Organism: Helianthus annuus (common sunflower)
Lineage: Eukaryota; Viridiplantae; Streptophyta; Magnoliopsida; Asterales; Asteraceae
Exons: 1
Coding region: 1-639 (212 amino acids)
Source: RefSeq, a predicted model, not a curated record
AUGGCUGAUAAUUUGAUUGAGGUAGAGGGUGCUUGGAGAUGGCGGACUUCUAAGGAAAUUCCUUUCUCUGUUAAGCAAGUUAGAGAAGAUAUAGAAGCCGCUAGAUGGGCUAAUGUGCCAAACGAGCCAGAACUUGUCUGGAACAAUUGGGCUACGCCUAAAGGUAACCAUCUCCUGUGGAGGGCUAUGCUCGGAAGAGUAGCUUCUAGAGUGGGAUUAGCUCGAAGGGGGAUCCCGAUCGCUGAUAUCGGCUGCCCUCGUUGCGGUUUAGAGGCGGAAUGUCCGGAUCACAUUUUCCUGAAGUGCUUGUGGUCCAGGUCAAUUUGGUGGAAUAUUUUGGCAUGGAUCCGUAUUAGUUUUCCGGCGGAUUGCGACUCGUUUUCGGAUUUAAUAAAGUAUAUAAAAGAGAGUCCGGGCAGCAAGGUUUGGAAGCGGCUAGUGUAUACCAUCAUUAUUGCAACGACUUGGAGAAUUUGGAGCGCGAGAAAUGCUAUGGUUUUCGAUGGUAAUUUUAUCCCAAUUAUGAAGACGGUCGAUUUGAUUAAAGAAGAUUCCUUUUUAUGGAUCAACAUAAGAGCGAGGAACAAGAAACCGGUUUGGGAAGAUUGGGUCCGAUUCGAUGUGUUAGAUCUUUUGUAA